Messenger RNA from Lingula anatina, 897 nucleotides. RefSeq lists its product as uncharacterized. The record is from RefSeq and is a predicted model, not a curated record. Lineage: Eukaryota; Metazoa; Brachiopoda; Lingulata; Lingulida; Lingulidae.
GAAAAACACACCACAACAGAAUUUAAAAGCCACAUUAAUGGUACAAACAAGACGCAUCUCUAAAGGAAAUAGUAUGUAUUAACCCGGUAUUCCUGUUAUGGAGAUCAGCCCGGUGUUUCUCCAGCAAGGAUGUUGUUGCUGUAUAUACUGCGUAUAAAUAUGUAAAUCCUGGUUUAACUACCAAUCUAUAACGGUGAGUUUUGUGUGGACAAACCCAAAAUGUGCCCGUCUACUGGAAUAGUGUGUGCCGUAUUGUUAUUUAUGAUUGCAAAUGGAGAGGGUCAGAUACAAGGAUAUUAUAUUCCACUAUGUCCAGAGGAUCAGGUUUGGAAAUUCUGCGGAUCUUGCAAGGCGACUUGCAGAAACCCGUUCCCGAUUUGUGCAGCAGUUUGUCUACCGCCGCAGUGCGAGUGCCCGCGUGAAACUGUGUACCAUAAAGGACGGUGCAUCGGGGUGGAUCAGUGUCCGUAACUUUAAUAUUGGUAUAUACUGUAGGUCGACCAAAACAGUGAUAUUCCAGAGUACCAAAGAACAGUUUUCAAACACGUCUGUACAUCGUCACACAGCCUACAGCACACAGACUGGUCCAUUAUCUCUGCAGAACGACGCCUGGGUAGUUGUAGGAUGUCAACGCAAGCUGAAUCCCACGUAUAUAUUUUUUUUACCCAGGAAUUCAGGAUUUUCAAUACUAGUAGGCCUACUCAACACCCAAUAGUAUAGACGAUUUGUUCGAAGGUCCCACAAGCAAUCUGUCUCAUAUAAUUUGACGCUAAAACGAAGUUUAGUUAUUAGAAUUGAUAUUAUGUUAAUGUUACCCCUUUCUAUAUUUAAGUUAAAAUAAGUUAAAAUAAACUACUAAUUAACAUUUGCCUGCGUUACUGAUGCCGCAAACCUCGU